UCACCGUACAGGACUAAAGUUCAAGCACAACGGAAGUUUGCCCAGGGCCAGAAUGCUCCAACAUCUUCUUAUAGCUCAGUAAUUGCUGCUUCAUCUUCUUCAAACACAGGUCCCAGCACGUCUUCUGAGAGUCGCGAACCCCCAACUGAGAUUUUACCAAACAAGCGUCCUAAAACGGAGGACUUUUUAACGUUUUUGUGCUUUCGUGGAACACCCGCAUUGCCUGCUCACUUGGACUUUUUGAAUCAAGGUAAAACUAAAGAUGCGGAAGACACAGUCAAGAAAAUGCAAACAAAACCAGCUAAGGGUGGGAAAAAAGGUAAAAAAGGCCGACCAAAAGGCAGCACUUCAAAAAAACAAGGACCAAAAGCCUCCACAUCCAAAAAUUCAGCAUCUACAGUAGUUGCACCAUCAGAAGAUGUUGAAACCAAAGCAGAUGAACCAAUAAAAGCAGACUCUACAAAAGAAGAAGAUAAAACUGAGGAAGCUGAUAAUAGUGUUAUAUCAUUUGCCGUGAGAAAGCGUGCUGAAGUAGUUGCUGGAGGCAAUCGCAGAGGACGGCCCUCGGCAGAUCGACAUCCCGGUAGUUCUACAGAAGGUGAUAGGUGCAAUAAUUCUCCAGAUACAAAGAGACGGUCAAAUAGGGGCGUUCGAAAAGAAGUCCAGCAACCUGCUGAACCUGAAAGUGAGGAGGACGAUGAAUUUUAUUCAGCAAAAGAUGAUGCCACCAAAAUUGAGGAUUCUGAAAAAGAAUCUUCUUCAGUGCGCAAAACUGAUGCAAAGAAGUCGAAAACACCUACAAUACAGGAACGAAAAUCAGAAACGCCAUCGAAGGAAAGUGAAACAGGACGUCUACGAAAAGGCAGGGCUUCUUCGGCAGCGAAAAAAGGUACAGAUGAUACUCCUGAAGAUAUGCAAGAGGAAUUAAAUUCUUCCAAACAAGUUUUGAAACCAAUUCAAAAGCCAGACGAGAAACCAAAAGCUAAAGAAAAAGCUUCAUUAAAGCGUCCGAGACAAAAAGAAUCACCAAUAUUUAUACCAUCGCCCGAACCAUCAGGCCGAAUGACAAGGCAGCGUGCCUUUUUUGAACCAGUAAAAGUGAUACAUACAGAAGAUAUUGGAGAAGAAACAACUGCCCAAGAAGAACAUAAAACUGAGAGUAUGGAUAUUAAAUCAGAUAAAGAUGCAACAGUAGAUAUUCCCCAAAUACAACCAUUAAGCAAAAAUACAAAGAAGGGAAGAAAGCAGGAAGGUGAUUCAUUGAAUGUUGAAAAUAAAGAUAGAUUGAAUGUCUUUGACUUCUCGUCGGAUGAUGAACAGCCAUUGGCAAAGUCUAUGAAGCUCAAAAAGGGCACCAAAGGAAAUCUUAAAAAAGCUGUUGGCCGUGCAGGAAAGACGCCAAAACAUGUAACUCAAAAAAAAUCAAAUGCUAUACAAAUGGAAACAACGCAAGUGGGCAAUGCUACAGAAACUCAAGAAGUGAAAGUAGAUCUUCAAAAAUCUUCUAUUUCCAAUGGCAAUGGAAAGGAUGUAUCGAAUGAGAAACAGCAAACUACCACAAAAGGUAAAGGCAGAGGUCGAGGCCGAGCGGCAAAAAAGAAAGCAGAUGAACAGGUAGAAGUAGAAAUAGAGAGAGAAAUAGCGCAAAGCUCUCUUCAGCAGUCACCCGCACGCCAUCUCUCAAAUAAAAAAUCUAAGUCAGACAUUUCCGCUGUAAAUGGUGAGGAGGAGAAAGAAACCAUAGCAGGUGCACAAGCAAGGCUUCAACGCCCCUCAAGAAAAACAAAAGAGGCAGCUGCUAUCUACAUGGGAAUCAUAGGGCAUAAGCUCCAACUCGCUGAAGACGAAGAUGAUGAUUUAUCAUUGAAUAGUUUUCCAGACCGACCAAACGUCAAAGAAAUGGAAAAAAUGGAAAAUGAGUUGAAAAAGAACGCAGCAACGGCAGGUGGAAAUGCAGCAUCGAGUGCAUCCGUCGGCAAGAGAGAUUCUCCUAAUCUAACAGUAACAGAACCAUCGGUUCCUGUCGAGAAGCAAACGACUGGUAGACGCGGUCGCCCACCUAAACAAUCUAAACAUCCACCUAUUAAACGAGAAAUCGAAGGAAUGCUUGUUAAAAAAGGAGCAAUAGCGAAAAUACUCCCAGCUAUGGAAAGUGCACCUAGUAAUAAACAGAAAUCGGAGCUCAGUAGACCUGAUUCUGACGACGAAGAUUUUCUGUUAAGCAAGGAGGUAAAUGAAACGAAACGAAAGCUUGAGAAAAGUUUCAGUGAUUCCGAUGAUGAACCCCUGGCUAUUAAAGCAAAUAUCAAAUCAAAUGAUAAAGACUCUGAAAACUCAGAUUCAAGAAAAUGUGACAGUACUCCGCAAAACAUUGCACCGCCGAAUCAAUUGAUGAUGUUACCCAUUACUACUAAACCAGUUUCUACUCCACCCCUCAACCCACCUACUCCAGUGACUAGCGCUUCCCCAAUUACAGCAACGGUGCCACAGAGUACGACCCCGCAAAUCCCAAGCCCUUUUAAAACAAUUGAAAAGAAGUCACCUAUUCCAACAUCUAAGAUAUUAAAUGUUCCCGCAACUUAUGCAAUACCUUCAUCUACACCGCCAUCAUCAAGCCUAAAUAUGUCAAUGAAUUCUGGCUUUAACAAAACCCCGACAUAUAUGCCUCCAGCUUCGCCGCACUAUCAUGCACCACAUGUGCGUCCUUCUCCUCAUCCAUUUCCAACGGCAAAGUCUCCAACGGUACCCCCAACUCCCACGGGCUCUGUAACAUUACCACCACAUCUGCAGGCGCCACUUCCACCCCAGUCACCAUUAAAAUACCCAGCUGCUCCAACAACUUACCCACCACCAAUCGAAGCGUAUCCGUCGCCGAAAAUUAAUCCAAAUUUCUUAACUCCGAAAUUCGACCGUACAACUUUACCCCGUACAAAUAAUUUUCCCUCUCCAUCUCCAGUGAAAUUUGAACUGUCCGCGGUCACGAAAGGGGGACUUGGCAGUUCGACUUUGACUUCGAAAAUGACAAUUCCCGGAUCAGGAACAUCUGUAGCGAUAACUGCAACAACCAGUAUAAAUACCUCGGCUACUGCCGGAGCAGCAGCUUCAUCUGCAGAUCCAUUAAAAGACGAAAUCGGGAGCAUCCUGACAGCCAGUCUAAUGCCCAGUAAAGAGGAAUCUGGCAAAGUAUUUGGAAUUGCUAGCGUUAGCCUAGCACAAAGUUCGGGACCAGACAAUACUAAGUGUACGUUGGGAAAGUGUGGCUCUAUUCACAAACCAGUAUUGGGUCCCGUUGUACCCACUGAGGGGUACAUUGGUGAUCAAUUAUCGAGCAAAGAACGACGUAAAGCAAAGGUUAACAUGACGCAUGAACAAAUACAGAAGUGGUUAAUUGAGUGUUCCUCGAAUCCAGAUGAGAUUCAAGAUGAUUUGGACGACGAUUUUGAUGAUAAUUUACGACCAAAUCUGUUCGCUACCACACCACCCCCUACGCGCGAUGACAAGGAAAGUACUUCUUUCAGUUCGUCAUCCAAAGCCACACGUGACUUGGGUAAAAGUGAAAGUGCUUGGUCUGCUAAAGGGCCUUCUUUAAAAGCAACGCCUGUAGUCGCAACAAGUAACCGAAAAGAUGAUGGCAAGUUACUGGAUACAGUGAAUCCAAUGGACAUUACAUCUGAUAACGAAAAAACAACUGGCCAUGCAAUUAAUCUCACGCAAAAGAACAAUGUUAAGGCGAAUUCAGGUGCAAAUACAAGGAGUGAAACGCCCACACCUGUAAAGACAACUCGUUCUGAAAAAAUAGAUAAGAAAAAUACUAUUAAGAAACCCAAGGAAGAAAAAGCGGCUAACGAUUCUGUGAGCAAGGACAAUAAACAAAAUAAACUUGAAAAACAAAAAGACGCUCCAACAACAUCGAGUGCAAUAUCCAAAAGUUCUGCUGGGAAGCUUCCGCAGUCGCAGCUGCCAACAGCUUACCCUCCAUCGACUACAGACAUCACUCCAGCGUCCAAGCAAAACCGCAAAAAGAUCACCGUACCCACAACGGUGGUCCCCGCAUUAGAAGAGAAAAAUGGCACUCCAUCUAAACCUGUAUUGACUACUCUUCCAAUCAGCAGUUCCGCGGCAACAAAAACGCCGAGGCGAACUCCCGUUUAUAAUCAGAAAAACCAACAAAAGCAAAUGGAACUGAAGGAAACUACUACAACUAGUCACAAGAAGACUGCGCCAUUUUCCUACGGUGCAUUUUCCGCAGAUAACGAAAAAUCCAUUUACUCUUUUGACAAGGAUGAUGAUGAAACGGAGGGCACCAAACUGCACUCAGCGCCAGCAUUUAGACGUCAAAGUGGUCGAGACUCGCAAAAUGAUGAAUCUACUCCAAACACUCCUCCAACGAGUAAGACAUCGCCGGGAAAGAAACGUGCCUCAAUAGCAUCUACUAAUGAGAAGGCUAAUAAAGAAAUAGCUGGUAAAUCCCAAAACAGCUCAGUCUCGUUAACGCUGAGUCCUUCAGAAAAUUGUAAACUCGUUAAAGUAAGUUUAGAUUCUGAGAAACCUGGAGUAAGCAGCAAGGCUCCUACUACAAAGGUAACGAAAGGCGCCAAGAAGCAGGAAACUGCAAAUAAUGAUGCCGAUUCCGACUCGGAGGGACAUACAUUCUAUAUUCCACUGCAAGGUGUUGGCACAGGUGGUGAUGGCGAAGGUGGCAUCCAAGGUGUUGCUGUAAAAUUAGGACGAGAGGGUCCCGACGGCCCAAAUCAAAAGGUUAUAAUGCAUGCAACUUUGGUCACAAAAGCUCAAAUGGGAUCGAAUUCCAAACCACUACCGGAGUCCAUGAAUGUAGCGGAUAUCGUAAAAACUCUGAUACCAACUUCGCAGGCAAUAUCGUCGGCAGCAGUGUCUAGUGCGCAUACAGCUGUGGAUGAAGUCGCAAAAAAGGGUGAGAAAACUAACGCUACAACCUCGGCUGCAUCCUCGGCAGCGGCGGCAAACAUGGAUAAAUCAUCAUCAAAUAGCUUGAAAAAUGUUCCGAUCGGAACUGUUCAGCCCAGAUUUAAAGGAGGCGUAGAUGUUGCCAAUCAGCCAUCAACAUCCGCUGCAGCGGCUGCUGCAAACAUGGGAAGUGGAUUAGUUCGUGUCAACUCCAACUCCUCACUUUUUUCAGGCUCGGCAAAAUCUCGUAUGGGCGCGGCAGGUACCGGUCCAUCAGGUCAUGGCGCAAACAAGAAAUUCAAGGAUGACACACCAAUAAAAAUGUCGAAUAACACUGCUUUUCCGCGCCACGAUGAUCCCACUCAGAUGGUAGAGGCGCCCAUUUUCCGGCCAACCGAAAAGGAGUUUGCCGACCCUAUAGACUUCAUUGAACGUAUCACUCCCAUUGCUGCGCGAUUCGGCAUUUGCAAAAUAAUACCUCCUGCGACAUUCAAACCAGAAUGCCGCAUAUCGGAUGAAAUGCGUUUUACAGCUUACAAUCAAUAUGUGCAUAAGAUGCUCCAUCGUUGGGGUCCAAGUGCGAAGGAGUUAAGUGCAAUAAAGAAAUAUCUAGCAACGCAGAGCAUCGUAAUGAAUCAUCCACCUUGGAUUGGGGGCAUGGAAGUUGAUCUACCGCGCUUAUAUCAUACCGUGCAAGAGUUGGGUGGUUUAAAGGAGGUGAUCGAGAAAAAGAAAUGGGCACGGGUUGCCGAGGAGAUGUGCAUUCCGAAGUUGGCACAGGAUCGUGUUACGAAACUUGAUGACAUAUAUUGCAAAUAUUUGCUCCCUUAUGAUACCUUGUCGCCAGCUGAGCGCCAAAAACUAUUCGAUGAGGUUGAAGCAGAUUGGGCCAAACGCGAGGCUCGCGCUCGAAGAAAUGCCGAUCGUUUUGUGAAUACUGAAAGCGUAUCCAACGAAGAAGAUGAUGUAUCUUCAGAAGAUGAUGAAGAGUCGGAGGAGGAGGUAGACGGCGUGUCCAUGGAGUGUAUUGUGAAAGGCCGCAGUAUGCCGCUAAGUCAAUUCUAUCGCAUUGCGCGGAACACUAUGGCGCUAUGGUUUAAGAACACCGAACCCAUUGUUAAUGAAGUAGAGGCCGAGUUCUGGCGUCAUGUAGCUGUGCGUGACAGUCACGUUUGCGUACACUCUGGUUCCAUCGACUCAUCUGGCUGGGGCUAUGGUUUCCCCAGCCCUGGCCCAAAGAGCAAAGGGUCGAAUUAUGCGCGGCAUCCAUGGAAUCUAAAAGUGCUGACAAAUAAUCCAGGCUCGGUAUUGCGCUCACUUGGUCCCGUAAUGGGCGUUACUGUACCGACUCUGCAUGUGGGCAUGCUGUUCUCCGCUUGCUGUUGGUAUCGCGAUCCACAUGGUCUCUCAUGGAUUGAAUACCUACACACAGGUGCUUCAAAACUCUGGUACGGCAUUCCAGAUGACCAGAGCGCAAACUUCCGAUCGGCACUUACUUCGCUCAUUCCCACGCAUUGCCAAAAUAAGACAAUUUGGCUACCUUGUGACACGGUUAUGGUUCCACCGCAUAUGCUCACCGAUCGGGGAGUGUCGCUAUGCCGUAUCGAGCAGAAACCAGGCGAAUUCAUUGUUGUUUUUCCCCGUGCCUAUACCUCCAGCUUGGCUACUGGCUACGUAGUUUCUGAGAGCGUUUACUUUGCUACUACAUCGUGGUUGGAUUUGGCAAAAGAUGAUUUCAGAGACAUACAUGAUAGCUGCGAACCAGCUAUGUUCUCCUUAGAACAGUUACUCUUUGCCUUGGGUUAUGAUCAGCGCGUGACGUCAGAUACGUUGCAGCAAAUGUUGCCGAUGUUGCAAGAGGUUAAUGAGAAAGAACUGGCUGCCCGGGAACAGCUUAAGGUAAGACAAACGUGUGUCCAUACAUAUAUGUAUGUAUGAGUGUGUACAUUAGGGUCCCAGCAAACAUUGAGGUUAGUUAU
Rhagoletis zephyria (snowberry fruit fly) is the source of this 6905-nucleotide messenger RNA. RefSeq names its product Jumonji, AT rich interactive domain 2 (gene Jarid2). Gene Ontology annotation, molecular function: DNA binding. Gene Ontology annotation, biological process: chromatin remodeling; regulation of gene expression. The record is from RefSeq and is a predicted model, not a curated record. Lineage: Eukaryota; Metazoa; Arthropoda; Insecta; Diptera; Tephritidae. Gene Ontology annotation, cellular component: chromatin; nucleus.